AUGGUAGAAUUAAAAAAUGAAAAAUGUUCCACGUUCCCACUUGGGAAGCUUCCCUUUCUUGCUCUGCAAGAAGUGAUUCGAAAUAUGGAUAUUCAAGAAGGAAUUCGAUUGGCUCUAACAUCAAGAAAAAUGGGGUUUUAUGUGAAGUAUUCUCGUCUUUCUGCUGGAUGCCCAAUAGUUACUAUAAAAGAUGAGAUGAGCAAUGUCAUAGUGAAGUUGAGCAAUAUCGCAAGUGUAUUUUUAUAUAAUGGUUUCAAUGCCGAUGAGAAAUUAGAGAAAACAGAUAAGGAUAACUAUAUAAGAAGGCGAGAGUUAGCGCCGUGGUUGAAUCCAACUCUUUCUACUCUUCAAAACACACAGAAUAUUCUAGUUCAAAUUCAAAAUACGUUCAAAUGUGGCAGAUUCAGAUUGGUCAUUGAUUUGAGAUGUAUACAAACCACAAUUAAAAAUGUUUUAAGUGUUUCUGAUUUUCAAAACUUUGAAACUUUGAACCUGAUCAAAGGAAAAUUAAAGGAAGAAGAUAUGAACUAUUUGAUGGAGAAUGUGAAAGAAGAUCAGGAUUUACAUAUUUUGGACACGGAAAUUCCAAAUAAUUAUUAUCAUACAAAUAUGUUUAAAUUUUAUGACAUCGUCUACGAAGACGCUCGUUUCGUCAAAAUCGAACAUCUUCUCACAAUCAAGAAUAAUUUUAUUAUCAGCCUCGGGAAGAAUAAUCUAACUCUCUCAGAUAUUAACACAUUCCUCAAGUAUUGGAUCAACUCGGAAUGUGAUUUAUUCAAAAAGAUGACUAUAAAAACUACAGAAGAAAUUGGAGAAGAAACUGAGUCAAAUUUGGACAUCUUAUUCAAUGGACUAGUGGUUCUGAAAGGUUUUCGAUUCGGAUGGGAGUCAUGGUUGAUUGCUGCCAAAUCAGUCGAACCGAGAAAAACUCAUAUUCUAUGUUUUGAAUUGUACCCGGAGGAAAUCUGUUUGUAUGCCCAUUCGAUUGAAGAGCGUCUUCUAACUGAGGAUCCGAAAGUAGACGAUGAGCCUUACGAACCAGAGUUUGAGAUAUUGAAACUACUGGAAAAGAAGAAAGAUCUGGAAGAAACAAUGAGAAUCGAAGAGAAUAAUGAAAGAAAAUUGGAAAUUGAGAAGGAAUUAGAAGAAUUGGAUCUGCAACUUCUGGAAAAAGGAGUAAGAAUGGAACAGGGAAGACAUGUUUUCGGAAGCGUUUGA
Caenorhabditis remanei is the source of this 1218-nucleotide messenger RNA. RefSeq lists its product as uncharacterized. Bases 1 to 1218 code for a protein of 405 amino acids. Gene Ontology annotation, molecular function: protein binding. Gene Ontology annotation, biological process: embryo development. Lineage: Eukaryota; Metazoa; Nematoda; Chromadorea; Rhabditida; Rhabditidae. The transcript has 5 exons. The record is from RefSeq and is a predicted model, not a curated record.